CCCCGGCAAACAGCGAAGAGAGCCGGUUGCGCGCCUCUAAAAGUGGGGGCAAACUCUGCGGUGCUGGAGAGGCCUGAAUAAGAGCCUGGGGUCGGAUAUGCAAGAGGACGAGCGAGGAGGAGGAGCGGACGCCCGAGGCUCCGCGCGCGGCGGAGAGGAAGGAUUUUGGAGUCAAAAUAUAUUAGAUUAUUUUCUGAAUACCAAACAAAUUAAAACAAGAGAUGGAGCUGAAAUCAUCUGGUAUCAUAGAGCAAACAGUAAGCAACACAUGAAAGAGGCAAUACAGAGUGCUGCUCACAUGAUAGAAGCAGACGUCCUUCUUUAUGGAGGAAAGGAAAGUAGUGACCCAGUCAUGGCUCAUCCACCUGAAACAAAUAGUGAUAACACACUCAAAGAAUGGCUGAAUGAAAUUAAAAACACCAACAAGGGGAUCAAGCUUGAUUUUAAAAGCCUAGCAGCUGUGAAUCCCGCAAUGAAGCUUCUUGGAGACAUAAAACUUAGACAACCUGUUUGGAUGAACUCAGACAUACUUCCUGGACCAAAAGGCAAUAACCCUGUAGUUGAUGCAAAGGGAUUCCUGGACACAGUGAUAUCAUUUUUUCCAGAUGUAACUUUAUCUUUGGGAUGGACAACUGGGAGAAUUAAUUCAAAAUGCAAUACAGGUUACAGUCUAGCCAUGGUGCAAGAAAUGGCAGCAAUAUGUAGAGAUCGUACUCAGCCAAUCACAUUUGCUGUAAGAGCUGAUUUGGUCUGUCAGUCAAUAUCUGAACUUGUGUGGUUACUACAGCAAUCGGACAGGUACACUUUAACCAUUUGGACUGGAAAAGAUGAUGACUAUUCCGUAGAUGACCUACUCUUCAUCAGACGCAGCUUUGAUAAAUGCAGAGUUUUUUAUGAUAUCUUGGAGCCACAAAACUCUGAAUUCAGAAAAGCCAUAGGAAUGUAAAAAGGAUAAAUAAAACAGCCCUAUCAAUGAUGCAUUUAGGCAUCAG
Molecule: messenger RNA, 992 nt
Organism: Python bivittatus (Burmese python)
Lineage: Eukaryota; Metazoa; Chordata; Lepidosauria; Squamata; Pythonidae
Gene: FAM151B
Product: family with sequence similarity 151 member B
Source: RefSeq, a predicted model, not a curated record